AAACUUAAAAAAUAAUUCAGAGGAUCAAAAUAAUAAUUAAAUCUAAUUACAUUCUAAAUUAAUUUGUGGGUUGUGAAUGUUAUGUCUGGACGCAGCCUUCGACCAUGGAAAUAUAAAGAAUCGGAAACAUAAUAAGCGAGAUAGGUCUAAGGUGGAAAGAAAAGUAGUUAUUCAAGAAUUCACAGAGGAUUAAAAAAACAACACUUCAACUACUUGAGAUUAUGACACAAGAAAAAGAUUUGUAUAAAUGGCAUGGAAAUCUUUUUGGCGGCCAAAAUUGCAAACAGCCCCAAGGGUCGUCGUCAUCAUCAAUACCAACAAUGGAGGAAGAUAUUGACAAAGCUGCUGAAGCACUCGUUUCUUUGGUAACUUCAUACCAAGAGGUAAAACAUAAUUUGCCACCACACGAGAACCUCAGAGACUAUAUUUUAGAGUAUGGUGAGCCUCUCAAGAAGGUAUUGACAAAUACUGAUGUGAAUGUAAAUCAAAAUAGGAUUUUUCUCAAAAAAGAGCAUGUGGAAAAGUCUUUCUUACCGUUAUUGAGGAAUGAUGAAAAUAUUGAAGAAGGAAUACGAGUUUGUGCCUAUGACAUGCAUGACAAUAGUUACACUCUAAUGUUCAAGAAAUGGACAAAGAAGUUUUAUGUGCUUAACGGUGAGUGGAAAAAAUUCUUCCAAAUUCAUGAAUUGCAAAAGAACGAUGUUGUCACGGUGUGGAUAUUUCGUCAUUCAAAAAGCAACAAGGUAUGUUUCGCUCUUGCAUAUCAAAAGAUUGAAAGGUAAUUGACAAGAUAUUAAAUCACUUAAUCAGAACUCUAUUAAUCCACUAGAGUUGGCUUAGUGGUGGAGAUUUGAAUGAUUUGUAUGAGAUUCUAGAUACAAAUUUUAUAGCGGUGAUUUUGUUUUUCUUGGUCUUUUACAUGCACAGCACCGUGUUUGUUGUUACUCAAUUUUUUUUCUUAUUUAAACAAUAACUCAAUAUUUACUAUUUUCAAUUUGAUUUUCAGUUGUCUAGAAAUAGUAUAUGUGUUAUCAUA
This is a messenger RNA of Glycine soja, 1036 nucleotides long. Its product is annotated as putative B3 domain-containing protein At4g03170. The record is from RefSeq and is a predicted model, not a curated record. Gene Ontology annotation, molecular function: DNA binding. The transcript has a single exon. NCBI's taxonomy places the organism in Eukaryota, Viridiplantae, Streptophyta, Magnoliopsida, Fabales, Fabaceae. The coding region runs from base 222 to 782 and encodes 186 amino acids.